AUGCCUCUCGUUUUCAACAUAGCUGGUAAUACUUAUCAACAUUAUGCUAUCAAGGAACUAGAGGUUUUAGCUGAUUGUAUCUGUAACGGGCAGCAGACGGGGUGUGAGUUAAAUAACGAUACAAUGGAAUAUAACUGUAUUUGUGGUGGGAAUACUAAAGGCCAGUUUUGCGAAUCUUGUCAACCAUUAUUCAACCAACAACCAUUUAAAUAUGGCGUACCAUGUGAUACCUGUAAUUGUAACCAGCAUGCAUCAGAAUGUUUCUAUGACAAGGGUGUAGCAGCCCUCAAACAAAGUACUGACGGCAAUGGAACUAAAAAUGGUGGAGGGGUUUGUGUCAACUGUCUUCACCAUACAACUGGUGUUAACUGUGAGAAAUGUUCCACGAAUUAUUUUCGACCAAUAGACAAACAGCAAACAGAAGAGGCAGCUUGUGUCCCGUGUGAAUGUUCCAUGUCUGGUUCCACUGUCAAUCCAGUAUCGUCGAUCGUGGCUGAUUGUAUCAUGAAUAAUGAUAACUCUCUAGAAGCUGGACAGGCUCCAGGAGAUUGUUUUUGUAAGAAAAAUGUUGAAGGAACGAAAUGUACUCAGUGUAAAAAGGAAUAUUUUAAUCUAAGAGCAGAUAACUCUGAUGGUUGUCAACCAUGUGAUUGUGAAGUGGGAGGAACUAUUGGUAGUAAUAAAACAUGUGAAAACGAUUCCACGGGACAGUGUAACUGUAAACAGAAUGUCCAGAAUCGACAGUGUGAUGAAUGUAAAGAUGGUUUUUAUAAUCUUAACCCUAAUAACGCUGAAGGAUGUACUGCAUGUGGAUGUGAUCCAGGUGGAUCCCAGUCAAUGACCUGUGAUAAAACAUUUGGAAAAUGUCCGUGUAGAACGAACAUAGACGCCAUGAAAUGUGACAGCCCGAGUGAUUUACAUUAUUAUCCAGAUGUUCAUUUUAUAUCAGCCGAGUUUGAGUACGGAACAGGGGAUGCUUCUUUAAGUCGAGGACCCCAAUAUGGUGGAUUUAAAGGAGAUGGAUACGCUGAUUUGAAAUCAGGGAAUUUAGUAGGAGUAAACUUAGCUAUUCCUGGUGGAACUCAGCUAACAGGAGAAUAUAUUCUAAUCAUUCGAUAUACUACUACCAUAGCAUCUACAGGUCAACUAGAGGUCAAAUCUUUAGGAACAUCGCCAUUAAUGAUAAAUUUCCCAGUAUGCUCUAGUGGAUGGUGUUCCGUUAAUACUCUUGCCAGUCGUAAUUUUACCUUACAACCUGCAGUUUACACCGUAACUAUUAGAGUUCUAGGAGAUAUGUUCUUAGAUCAAAUUGUUGCUGUCCCUGUCGAGUUUGUUAACCCUCUAUCUUCGUUAGUCGACCCAUCCUUUUCCACAGUCUGUAAUGUUCUAGAGAAUAGCAUUGGGACUGACGAUGCUGUUCAGAAGUUAUGUAAGGCGAGUAUAUUCUCCAUGACGACCUAUUAUUUAAAUGGAGCCAGGUCAUGUGACUGUGAUAAAGAUGGCAGUAUGUCGAUGGAGUGUGAGGUUUAUUCAGGGACAUGUCGGUGUAAGCCGGGGGUAGGAGGUAGAAAGUGCGAUGAAUGUUUACCAGGAUUUUAUGAUUUAUCCAAUACUGGCUGUAAAGCAUGUGAAUGUAAGGGAAGUAACUCUGUAUGUGAUAAGGGAACUGGUCAAUGCGUCUGCCCACCUAAUACUAUUGGUAGAAUUUGUGAUACGUGUGCUGUUUAUCAUUGGAAUUGGAGCUCUGCUGGGUGUCAGCCUUGUGGUUGUGAUGUGACAGGCUCAAUCUCAGCCGGGUGUGACCAGAAGACGGGUGUGUGUACCUGUAAACUGGGUGUGGAGGGUGAGAAAUGUACCCAGUGUAAAGAUGAAUUUAAACUGUUCAGUGUCAGUGGAUGUUCGUCUUGUCUAUGUUCUACUGUAGGCUCUAACAGUACUGUUUGUGCUAAAACUACUGGACAAUGUAUUUGUAAGGAGAAUGUCGCAGGUAUGAUAUGUGAUCAAUGUUCAGCCACGUCUUUCUAUCUGGACAAGGCUAACGAUGCAGGGUGUCUGGACUGUGUUUGUAUGGGAAUUACUCAGUCUUGUUCUUCCAGUACUCAGCGUCUUUCUAGGACUUCAACUCUACUGACGACAAACUUGGGAGGCAAACUACAAGCUUCUAUACAACUGAGUGAUGGACAGGGGGCGCUAGUAAACAAUACUAUCAACAUUAUAUCCGGGGACACGAUGUAUCUAUCUGUAACUCAGGAGGGGACAACUCCUCAAUAUUGGAUGGCUCCUGGUGAUUUAAAGGGUAACUUACUCCAUUUGUAUGGUAUGAAUAUAGACACUGACAUCCAGUACACAUCGACUGGUAGCGGAACAGCGAGUCCGGCUCAAGCCAUCAUGGUUGGACGGAAGGGAAGAUAUGUUCACGAUUUUGGGGCACCUGGCGCAGACAAUAAAACUCAACUUAGCGUAAAGGUUGAUGAGAAAUCGUGGUUGAAAGAUGGAACGACAGCGUUAAAUCGAAGUGACUUUAUUCUUGCCAUUAGCAGCGUGGAUUAUAUUCUCUUACCUGCUUCAUUUUUAAACGGACCUCAUACAUCACAGUUACAUAGACUGGUUUAUUAUAAAAAGGAAUCAACAGGCUCGGUGAACCUCAUGAUGGAAAACUGUCAAUGUGGGACAGGCUACAUUGGGUCGUCUUGUGAGGAAUGCGCCCCUGGGUACAGGCGAGAUAAAGUAGGGGAGAAGGGCUACCUGGGGGUCUGUGUACCCUGUGAAUGUAAUAACCAUGCAACAGAAUGUAACCCUGACACUGGGGACUGUAUUAACUGUCAACAUCAAACUACAGGAUCCAAAUGUGAGAUGUGUAAGGCUGGUUACUAUGGUGAUGCUACACUAGGGACACCUAGUGAUUGUAAUGAAUGUAUGUGUUAUCCCCCACGUGUUGUCAACUCGACCUGUGAACAGGAGUCAGGCAGUAUAAAAUGUCUAUUCUGUGAAACUGGAUAUGUUGGUAAUCUCUGCGAUGAAUGUGACACAUUUUACUAUGGCAACCCUAACAUAUUGAACACUGGGAAAUGUACAAGAUGUAAUUGUAACGGGAACAGCGAUUCAUGUGAUAAAAACACUGGGAAAUGUAUUGACUGUAAAUCACAAACUGUCGGAGACCAUUGUGAACGCUGCCAAGAUGGCUUCUUCGGAAAUGCUACAUCUCAGAGUUGUGCCAAUUGUGCAUGUUCCCCAGGGGGUUCAAGUUCCUCAGUUUGUGACACCAGUACAGGACAAUGUCCGUGUUACACAGGGGUUGGUACCAGACAGUGUAGUAAAUGUAAAACAGGAUUCUGGGGAUACUCUGAUCGCCGGUCAUUUGGUUCGUAUUCCAAGAAUUUUUCCUUGUUUCUUCCUUGUCCAUUUAACCUACAGUGUUGUGUACCGUGUAACUGUAUUGAGGCAGGAAGUACCACGUUACAGUGUAAUGAUGCUGAUGGGAAAUGUACGUGUAAACCUAACGUUCAGGGUGAUAAAUGUGAUACCUGUGAAGAUGGAUAUUUUGGUUUACCAACUCAACCUUGUGAAGUCAACCUACUGUCAGUGGAUAGAAAAUAUUCUAAGAAACUAAGUUGUUUUCCUUGUAAAAUGGAUACUAAGAGGUUUGAUGAAGGACCAGCUGCUUGUAACUGUAAUGUAACUGGAACUGUAACUGGUCAGAUGACAUGUAACAAGACAUCAGGUCAAUGUGACUGUAAAUCAGGAGUAAGUGGAAGACAAUGUAAUGAAUGUAUGAAGUUUUAUUCUGGGUUCAGUGAAGCCGGCUGUACUGCAUGUGGAGAGUGUGAACAGUCUCUAGGUAACGACACUUUAAAACAGAUCGAAAGAUACGCAGAAUUGUGGAGCGGAACUCAGAAAGUUUCAGGGAUACAAGAACAAGACAUGGUGCUACGUAAUCUGCAGUCAGAGUUAAAUAUGACCCUGGGUAACCUAGGACUAGGAGGUGGUUCGUCUCAAACCAGUGUGACAGCUAAUCUCUCCAGUUUAACUACUAGUAGUAAUACAGAAAUAGACAAACUCAUGUCACAGGUGACGCGUUUAGAAAAAGGAACUGAACAGUAUAAAAACGACUGUACCGCAGCAAAUAAUAAAAUUGUUGUCAUGGUAACAAAAAGUAAUAUGGUACUUAGUAAUGCUUCAGCUGUCAAACAGAAAUCAUCGAACUAUGAUUUAACCUUGACAACAUGGGACACCACGGCUACACAGAUAUUGAACCAAGGUAGUUCUGAUGGCAGUGGUAUUAGUCUAGAUUUCUCCGCGGAGAAACAGAAGGCAGACGCAGUUCUGGCCAAGAUAAAAGAUGUAACAAGGGUUGGUAGUAUGGAUACUAAAGUCAGUCAACAGUCUGGUUUGAUAGAUAAUAUAAAAACACAGUCGAGUACGGUAGAAACGGACAUCCAGUCGGGAGCCAAAUCCGUGCUAGAUAAGGAACAGGAGCUAGUGGCAUUACUGGCCAAAGAAACAGACAUCCGAACAAAACAAACCACUGCCAGGAGAUACAAAACAAACACAGAAGAGAAUGUCUUAGAAGCUGGUAAACUGAUAUCGAAAGCUGACAAUGAAACUAAAACAGCCCAGACUGAUUUGGACAGUGGGAAAGCUGCUGUGCUCAAACAUGAUGCUAUUUAUAACGGCGUGGCAAUGACUGCUGUAGCAGACGACCUUAAACCACUUCCAACUGGUUAUGAUAAUUUCGUAAAUGGCGCUGCGGAAUUAAACAGAACUCUUGGACCAGCUGAGACUGCCAGAGAUGCCGAGGUACAGACAGUAGCUGCUGCUGAAAUUACAGCUAGGAGUCUGAUGAAUGCUGCCGAGUUGUUAAACCAGACAUUUUUAGAGGUAAAAGGAAGGGGAGAUAAUGCAGUCGAUGCUAUAAAUAGCUACGAGAAAGUUACACCAUUAUUAAACGAUGCUCUGAAUCUGUCAGGAAACGCCAAUAAAACUAUCGAAGAAACACGAACAAUGAUGGCAGGAAUAAGUGUCAUGAAUUUAGAAACUUUAGCCAAUACAGCGAAAUUAGCCAGCGAACAGAUGAGAACAGAGUUUACUUCUCUGAAUUAUGGUACAGAAGUGUUAAAGAGUCGUAUUGAAAGUGCCAAUGCCAGCCUGGUAGAAACUGUAAAUGACUGGAACAAAGUAGAAACAUUAAUCAAUCAGAUGACAGCUAGCGCCAAUCAGCUUAAAACAACAUCAGAAGCGAACACAGUUAACCAAGUGGUAUCUGAGGGUGAUGUAGCUGUCAGUCAAGCUGAAGAACUGUUAACCAGACUGACGGCGACUAGCGAUGCCCACGUUAGUAACCUGAAUACACGAGAGAGUCAGAUAAACACACUGAAAGAUCUAUCAGCUACUGGUAAUCAACUUAUAACUAAUACAGAACAGAGUUUGACCACCCACAACACAAACAUUGAUACAAUGAAUCGUCAAAUAGAACACGUUAACGGAUUAAAAACAGAAACACAGACUCUGAAAGAAUCGUUGGAAAGUAAAGUUACAAGCAUUAAGGCAAAGAUAGCUACAGCAUUAUCGAAACUGAAAACUUUAAAACAACCCAUCCAUUUUAACGGCAGUUCACCGAUCUCCGUGACGAACCCUAUUACCACAUCUGAUCAGAAUUAUAAUGAUAUUUCUCUGGAAUUCCGAAAAGAAUCAGGAGUUACCAACGGUUUGAUAUUUUUCACAGAGAACACCAAUUCUGGUGCAGAACUCUCGCUUGAGUUAGUGGCUGGUAAAGUUACGUUCGAUUAUAACACCAACCUGGAUCCAGUGACAAUUGAGAAUCCAGCUGUAAUUUGUGAUGGAUGUUGGGCCAAGAUCAUAGCUUCAAGAUAUGGUAACAGUGGCCAUUUAACUGUAAAAGUUUUAUCUACUGGAGGUCUUGCCACAAUGGCAGGCCGAGGCAAGAGUAGCAGUCAGAAUCUAUUAGUCAACAGUCCAUUAAUGUUUGGUGGUCUUCCUUCUACAUAUCAGACUACCAAAGUUAGAACAAGAAAUUUCUUGGGCUGCGUUCAAAAAGCUGAUUUCAAUGGAAAUGAUGUCAACUUGUGGCAGGAGGCGAUUGAUCUGAACUGGGAACCAAAAUGUUGUCGUCAACCAUUACAAACCAAGCCUGAUAAUCUCUCACCAGGUGUCAGCAUUGAUGGUUCAGGUUAUCUUCUCUUGAGUCAAUCCACGCUGAAUUUAGCAGCAAGAUCUUCGCUGUACUUGACAAUAAAGUUCAGAACAUUUAACCCAAAUGCUGCGAUAUUAUUGGUUAUUUCUUCGGACAAGUUAACCAAAUACACCCUGUUUUUACAAGAUGGUAACGUGAAUUUUGAAUAUGGUACGAGUGCCAACAUGUUCACAGCCAAAAGUCAGAAGAAAUACAACACAGGGGAGUGGGUACAGGUAAUAGCUCAGUUUACAGCUAACCAAUUUGAAUUAGAGACGAAGAUAGAUGGAGUUACUUCCCCUACUCCUGAUAAGAUUAUUAAAGGGGCUCUACCAGUUAGUUUAGUUGGACUAGAUAGUCAGGAUAUUAUAAUCGGGGUGAACAAAAAUCCCAAUGAUGUCGACUAUAGUCGAAGUGAGAAAAAUUUUGCUGGAUGUUUGAAAGAGUUAAAGUUUGGAAGCGGAGUAGAUAGUUUGACAGAAUUAUCGUUAAGUUCUAAUCCAAUCAAAUCGCUUGGUGUGUCAACCUCAGGCUGUUAUAAUACUAUAUUGAAUGGAAUGAGGUUUACAUCUCUUACCAGUACAGCGGAACUAAAUGUUGGAGCCGCGACGCUAGCAGCGUUACAGCAGAUAGAAUUUACCUUGAUCACUUCUGAACCUAAAUCUAUAUUACUCUAUAUACAGGAGGCUGUCAGUGCUACUCGGAAACUGUAUAUUAGUCUAUUCCAUGGAAAUAUUAUCGUAAUAUAUCAGGAGAAUAAUCAACAGAUAUUCGAAGUCAUGACAACUGGAUUGUAUCUUAGUGACGGUCAACAACAUAAUAUCAAAUUACAAAUAUUACAACCCAAAGCGAAGUUGACUGUUGGAAACUCCGUGCUUGAAUCAAGUCAGGAUCUAGUAGCGAGUCCUCUCAGUUUUACCAAUACCCCUACUCUACACGUCGGUGGUGUGCCAGGAACCAUAACUCUACCAGCCAGUUUCCCUGCUAGAACAUCUUUAAUUGGUUCCAUAAGAGAACUUAAAGUCAACUCAGUGCUAUUGGAUCCAUUUGCUGCUGGAGUAAUAGUAAAAGAAGAUGGUUUAGAUUUGAGUGGGGUCGCAACACCCUCAGGUUUCAUACCCCCACCCCCCUUCACAACAACUACUCCACCUGUAACAAUACCACCCCCUUCCUGUGCAACGGUUACAGUACCGUCGUAUCUGGAGGCGUCUGCUGGGGUCUGGUUUACUGGAGCUGAUAAUGAGAAUCUGAAUUACGACAGGACAAACAUCCCUGCCAACAUGUUCCGAACAAGUUUUAUGAUAUUUAUAACGUUUCAAUCGUUCUCACCCAAUGGUAUCCUGUAUUACAUGGCCAAUCAGAACACCAAUCAAAACGAAUAUUUCAUGGUAUAUCUACGAGACGGCUACAUACAUACUAAAUUUAAAGGUAAACUAGAGGCCACAGGGGAGGUAAUUGAGUAUGAUUUUAAAUCAGAUCUACGCUACAAUGAUGGAGUCAAGUAUCAAGUUGAUAUUCUGAGAUUGAAUAAUUUCCUAGCAUUGGUUGAAAAAACACGUAAAGAUUACGCCAAUAACGCUAUAGAAACAACACAAGCCUCCACCUUAGAUAUUAAUACUAAUGUUUAUAUCGGAGGGAUAAACCAGGCUGUUGGAAGAGCCAUCUUACCUAUUACAGAAAACGUGAAUUUUGUUGGUGCUGUUUAUAACGUAGAAUUAAAAAUGGAUCCUGUCUCAUACACCUUCGACCUCAGGAAUGCUACAGGACAAGAGGCAACAGGUCUGAUCUAUAAAAGUGCUGUUUAUGGAGUUUCAUUGACUGGUGUUAAUUCAUACAUCAAAUUAGAAAAUCCUUUAAAUGGCAACGAGUUAUCAUUUACUCUUGGUUAUAGAUCCAUUCAAACAACCGUUAAUCUAUUAACUAUUUACGAAACCAGUGGUAAAUUUGUCGUCUUAGAUUUACUCAACGGAAAGAUUCGAGUUUUACUUGCCAGCUCGACUUCCGGUGGUCAAAGUUUUAUUUCCGUAAGUGAACAACAGAUUAACGUGUGUGACAAUGAACGCCAUAAUAUCACUGUAGCCAUUGGUCAGUUAGGCGUAGGAAUACAGUUAGAUACGUUCAUUAACCAGGUGUUCCCGUAUCCCAUGGGAUUAAAUCCUCCAUCUCUUCGCAACAGACCUGUCUAUAUCGGGGGGUUGGAAGACACGAGUCUGGUAUUCCCCGAUCCUGUGAGUAAAGAAAGUUUACGUGGAUGUGUAGAGAGGUUCGUUCUUCAGGGAGUCGAGUAUGAUCUUACUCAACAGAUUAAGAGUAGCAGUGGACUGACCUACGCUUGUCCUGUCUAG
Lottia gigantea (owl limpet) is the source of this 8535-nucleotide messenger RNA. RefSeq lists its product as hypothetical. The record is from RefSeq and is a predicted model, not a curated record. NCBI's taxonomy places the organism in Eukaryota, Metazoa, Mollusca, Gastropoda, Lottiidae. The transcript is spliced from 49 exons. Gene Ontology annotation, molecular function: protein binding. The coding region runs from base 1 to 8535 and encodes 2844 amino acids.